This is a messenger RNA of Lachnellula hyalina, 645 nucleotides long. RefSeq lists its product as uncharacterized. Gene Ontology annotation, molecular function: acyltransferase activity, transferring groups other than amino-acyl groups. The transcript is spliced from 3 exons. The annotation marks the transcript as partial. The record is from RefSeq and is a predicted model, not a curated record. NCBI's taxonomy places the organism in Eukaryota, Fungi, Ascomycota, Leotiomycetes, Helotiales, Lachnaceae.
AUGCCACCGUCCUCUUCUAUCUCCCUGCACCUCGCAACCCAACCCCACGACCCGCUCAUCCUGUCCCGUCUCGAAAACCACGUUUUCCAGGACGACGCAUUCAGCGCCCUGGCAUAUGGUCCACGCCGUGGUUCUGAAGAGAGUAUUUUGGCGCGAGCUAGGGGUUUUGAAAAGGGGAUGGAUGGGGAGGAGGAUGUGGGCAAAAGGAGAUGGAGGUAUGUUAAGGCUGUUAGUAAGGAGGAAGUGGUGGGGUUUGCAGCCUGGGGGAAGGGUGGUGAGGAUGUGGAUGUUGAAGUGGAGGGGAAUGCCGAGGAGAAGAAUAGCUGGGGAAUCGGAGCUAAUGUGAGGUUUUGCGAGGAUACGCUGGUGUGGGCUGAUGAGGAGAUGCUGAAGAGUUGUGCAGGGAGGGAUUAUGCUAAACUCUACGUCCUCGUCAUCUCACCAGCCCACCAGCGCCGCGGUAUCGGUAGCUUGCUCCUCACAGAAGGACUAAAGGAAGUCGAUGCCUUGGGCCUGCAGUGCGUGCUAGGUGCUUCGCCGGAGGGGGAGGAGCUGUAUAAGAGGUUUGGAUUUGAGGAGGUUGCUGCCAAGGAUUUGAAGUUGGAAGAGUAUGAGGGGGGUGAGGGGAUGAGCGUUGCGAGGCAU